Messenger RNA from Diachasma alloeum, 2752 nucleotides. It is a transcript of the gene iPLA2-VIA, whose product is annotated as 85/88 kDa calcium-independent phospholipase A2. The transcript is spliced from 2 exons. Gene Ontology annotation, cellular component: mitochondrion. The record is from RefSeq and is a predicted model, not a curated record. Lineage: Eukaryota; Metazoa; Arthropoda; Insecta; Hymenoptera; Braconidae. Gene Ontology annotation, biological process: lipid metabolic process; positive regulation of ceramide biosynthetic process. The coding region runs from base 145 to 2529 and encodes 794 amino acids. Gene Ontology annotation, molecular function: protein binding.
AUCAAAAAAAGAUCUUGUACCUGGAGGUUAGCGAUUCCUCUACUGAACCUUGUACGGUCCAGACGAAGGCAACAAUAUCCUUGCACAAUCCAAAAAAAAAAUCUGUGAAACGCCUGGAGAAUCUCUGGAUAAAACUAAAUUAAGAUGACGUGGUUGGGAGACAUUGCGAACAACGUGUUUGGGAAAAUGAUGUUUGGUGACACAGCCCCAAACGUAGUUCUGGAAGUGAGAACCGAUAAAUACGGAAGUCGUCACAUAGAUUGCCGUGAAGAUGGGAUAGUUCUGUAUGGUCCUGGAAGGGACAAGAACACCGACAAGUACGAAAUCAUCCUACAUCGUCCCUGCGAUGAGACACUGCAUCAAGCCUACAGCCUCUUUCGUGCUGACAAUCUAGAAGUGGUGCAGGCGCGGUUCACAGUGUACAAAGACAAAAUACCCCCACUGGUGCAGAUCUGCAAGGAGUUGUGUACUGUACCAAAGAUCCAAAAGAUUUGCGACGCCUUGUCAAAUCAUCCGGAUUGGACAUUAUCCCAUUUAGCUGCUUACCUGGCAGUUUACGACGCCUUCCAGCACGCUAUUGUGAAUAAAGACCUCAACAGCCCUGACUCAACAUCCGGAAUUUCUCCACUGCAAGUCGCAAUCCAGACCAACAAUCUGCAGAUGGUUCAGCAGUUGAUCAAUGCACGUGGCUCUAGAGAACACUUGGACUGGAAUGCGAACACGGUCUAUCAUUAUGCAGCUGCCUCAACAAAGGAGAUAAUCUUUGCCCUUGGAUCUGAUUUCCCUCAUAUUUUGAACAGCAGAAACAGUGCUGGACAAACUCCACUCCAUGUGGCUUGCCAGAGUGACAAACCCGAGUGCGUCAAAGCACUUCUGAUAAUCGGAGCUGACGUCAACAUGUCAGCAUCAGAGAGCACCAGAAACUGUCCAAGUUACGUUGGCGAUUUCCUGAAUACUAAACCCAAUUCUCUAAUUGCUGAGGACAUGAAGUUCGGAGGAACACCCUUGCACUGGUCCUCAAGCAGAGAAGUUAUGAAUGCAUUGAUCGAGAUGAAUUGCGACAUCGAUGCAGUGAAUUUCGAUGGUAAAACAGCUCUUCACAUUAUGGUGAUGAGAAAGCGACUGGAGUGUGUGGUUGCUCUGCUGAGUCACAUGGCAUCGGUGAACAUAGUGGACAACGAGGGAAACACUCCUCUGCACGUUGCAGUGGGGAAAGGUGGAACAUUGCCCAUUGUUCAAAUAUUGAUAGGCUUUGGGGGGGAUUUGAAUGCCAAGAACUUUAAGGGUGAAACUCCCAGACACCUUGUGGACCUGAAGAGCAAUGAAGGAGAGAAGAUUCUUUACGCAUUGCAUGCAGUUGGGGCCGGCAGAUGUGAGGCAAACAUGAGGGAUUGUAAUCUGGGCUGUAAAUUUAAUGAAAACUACAAUGGGGUUGCGCCCCCAGAACCUCCAACCUCAGUUCCAAGGACAAUCUUAGAUCAGAUGCUGUACGUUGCCAGUAUGGAGCAGAUGGCAUCCCAAAAGCCAAAGAAAUUGAGAGGUGGUAGAUUGUUGUGCCUCGAUGGUGGAGGAAUCAGAGGACUAGUUCUCGUUCAAGUUCUCAUAGAGAUUGAGGAGAUCCUAGGCAAACCGGUUGUAGCUUGCUUCGAUUGGAUAGCUGGAACAUCGACUGGAGGCAUUCUAGCCCUGGGGCUCGCCUCUGGCAAGACCCUCAGGGAGUGUCAAGCCCUCUACUUUCGUAUUAAGCAGGACGCCUUCGUUGGAUCUCGGCCCUACAGUAGUGAUAGUCUUGAAAAAGUCCUCAAGGACAGUUUAGGUGCUAACACAACCAUGUCAGACAUCAAACACCCCAAGCUGAUGAUAACAGGGGUUCUUGCUGACAGAAAACCAGUGGAACUCCACCUCUUCAGGAAUUACGAAUCUCCAAGCACACUUCUCAAUGUUCCCCAGGGUUCAAAGUUCAAAGCUACAUUUCCACCUGAGGAACAACUGCUGUGGAAGACGGCAAGAGCCACUGGAGCAGCUCCCUCGUACUUCAGGGCAUUUGGAAGAUUUCUAGAUGGUGGAUUAAUUGCUAAUAACCCUACCCUCGAUGCUAUGACUGAAAUUCAUGAGUAUAAUCUGGCCUUGAAUGCUGUUCAACGUGAAGACGAGAUGACACCCCUCUCUCUCGUUGUUUCUGUUGGCACUGGUGCUGUGCCUGUUUCUCCGUUGAAGGAUAUUGAUGUUUUUCGUCCAGAGGGUCUUUGGGAUACUGUGAAACUUGGUAUGGGAAUCUCUGCUCUUGGAACUCUGCUGGUCGACCAAGCCACCUGCAGCGAUGGAAGGGUUGUCGAUCGGGCUAGGACCUGGGCCUCCAUGACUGGAAUUCCAUACUUUAGAUUCAAUCCUCAGUUGUCCAGUGAAGUCUGCAUGGAUGAGAAGAAUGACGAGGUGCUUGCUGACAUGAUCUGGACAUCCAAGGCAUUCAUGCACGCCAAUAGAGAUCAGAUCAAGGAACUCGCGGCUGUUAUUAGUAGAGAUCCGUAAGUUUUAGAUGUAUUGAGGUGUAUUGGCAAUUAUUUACGAGGGAAAAGUGGAAAGAGAUCUGUUUACUGUAGAUAAUUACUUUACACAACCUACCUCCGAACAGAUCUGCCAUGAAAUUGGUCCUUUAGUACAAACUCUGUACCUAAAGAGUAUUUUUUUUAGAUGUACAUCCUGUAUUGCUCUCCGAAUCAAUCUGUAUAUAAAUGUAAAUGUAUAAGCUGAA